Molecule: messenger RNA, 6355 nt
Organism: Hirundo rustica (Barn swallow)
Lineage: Eukaryota; Metazoa; Chordata; Aves; Passeriformes; Hirundinidae
Gene: APPBP2
Product: amyloid beta precursor protein binding protein 2
Exons: 13
Coding region: 38-1798 (586 amino acids)
Biological process (GO): intracellular protein transport
Molecular function (GO): protein binding
Source: RefSeq, a predicted model, not a curated record
GGGCGGAGGGAGGGGAAGGCGGCUCCGCACAGCCAAGAUGGCGGCGGUGGAGCUGGAGUGGGUGCCCGAGACGCUCUACAACACGGCCAUCUCGGCCGUCGUGGACAGCUACGGGCGGGCGCGGCGCCGCGACAUCCGCUCGCUGCCCGAGAACAUCCAGUUCGACGUGUACUACAAGCUUUACCAACAGGGCCGCUUGUGCCAGCUGGGUAGUGAAUUUUGUGAACUAGAAGUCUUUGCAAAGGUGCUACGAGCUUUAGAUAAAAGACAUCUGCUCCAUCACUGUUUCCAGGCUCUGAUGGACCACGGAGUCAAGGUUGCUUCUGUCCUGGCCUAUUCCUUCAGCAGACGGUGCUCCUACAUUGCAGAGUCAGAUGCUGCUGUGAAAGAAAAAGCAAUCCAGAUUGGCUUUGUCUUAGGGGGGUUCCUGUCAGAUGCAGGCUGGUACAGUGAUGCUGAGAAGGUUUUCCUUUCCUGCCUUCAGCUGUGCACCCUCCACGAUGAAAUCCUUCACUGGUUCCGUGCUGUGGAGUGUUGUGUGAGGUUGCUGCACGUGCGGAACGGGAACUGCAAGUACCACCUGGGAGAGGAGACGUUCAAGCUGGCGCAGUCCUACAUGGACAAGCUGGCCAAGCACGGGCAGCAGGCCAACAAGGCGGCGCUGUACGGGGAGCUGUGCGCCCUGCUCUUCGCCAAGAGCCACUACGACGAGGCCUAUAAGUGGUGCAUAGAAGCCAUGAAGGAGAUCACAGUUGGGCUGCCUGUAAAGGUCGUGGUGGAUGUGCUACGACAAGCGUCAAAGGCCUGCGUGGUGAAACGGGAGUUCAAGAAGGCUGAGCAGCUCAUAAAGCACGCCGUGUACCUUGCCAGGGAGCACUUUGGAGCCAAGCACCCCAAAUACUCCGACACGCUACUAGACUACGGAUUUUACUUGCUCAACGUAGACAAUAUCUGCCAAUCUGUUGCCAUCUAUCAGACAGCGCUCGAUAUCCGGCAGUCAGUAUUUGGAGGUAAAAACAUCCAUGUAGCUACAGCUCAUGAAGAUUUGGCUUAUUCCUCAUAUGUUCACCAGUACAGCUCUGGGAAAUUUGACAAUGCACUAUUCCAUGCUGAACGUGCUAUUGGCAUUAUCACUCACAUUCUCCCAGAAGACCAUCUCCUCUUGGCCUCUUCAAAGAGAGUUAAAGCACUUAUCCUGGAGGAGAUUGCCAUAGACUGUCACAACAAGGAGACAGAGCAGAGGCUGCUCCAGGAGGCUCAUGACCUGCACCUCUCCUCGCUCCAGCUGGCUAAAAAAGCCUUCGGGGAGUUCAACGUGCAAACAGCCAAACACUACGGCAACCUGGGCAGACUGUAUCAGUCCAUGAGGAAGUUCAAGGAAGCGGAGGAAAUGCACAUCAAGGCCAUCCAGAUCAAGGAGCAGCUCCUAGGGCAGGAGGAUUAUGAAGUUGCCCUCUCCGUGGGCCAUCUCGCCUCCCUCUACAACUAUGACAUGAACCAGUAUGAAAAUGCUGAAAAGCUUUACCUGAGAUCCAUAGCAAUUGGAAAGAAGCUUUUUGGUGAAGGAUACAGUGGACUUGAAUACGAUUACAGAGGUCUCAUUAAACUGUACAAUUCCAUUGGCAAUUACGAGAAGGUGUUUGAGUACCACAACAUUUUGGCCAACUGGAACCGGUUGCGGGACCGGCAGUUCUCGGUCACGGAUGCGCUGGAGGACGUCAGCACCAGCCCCCAGUCCACGGAAGAAGUGGUCCAGUCCUUUCUGAUGUCUCAGAACCUCGAUGGACAGAGCAGCUAAGAACUUGGUCAAUUAACCAGUUAAGGUUUUUUCCCCCCAGGUUACAGGGGGAAAAGUCAUACUGUGAAAUCUAAACCAUGUAGUUCUCUGGGGGCUGGAAUUUGCAUUGAAACACUGGUCCAGUCUACUGAAGAGUGCCCAUACGGAUGAAUGUGUGUUAAAUUCCUCUCAGCAUGUGUAUGGCAUGUUUAGUUCGGCUCACAUUUUUAACUUGGUAUUCCCAAAAAAAAAAAAGAAACCACAAAACCCUUCUUUCAAAAGAAGCUACUUUGCAGAAAGUCUGCAAGAAAACAUUAAAUAAAACUGUUUGAGUUCAAAAGAGUUGCAUUCUUAUUACGGAUGGAAGGUUUCAUCGAGAGCUUUCUGCUGAUUCACAGAGAGAACAAAAGCUGUACUCUGAGGAGCUGUAGGAGAAGGGUCUUGCUGCUGUAUCACUGUAGCAAAGUUCGUGGUAAACAGCCAGCAAAGGGAGAUGUGCUGGCCUUGGCUGCUGCCUUACCAAGAAAAGUGGCAAAAACCCGCUCUGGAGAGCACCAUCGGCUCGCUGAGUGCCGCCUGUGCUGUUGUGGAUGCCCUGAACUGGACCAGUACAGAUCUCACAGACCAGCAACCACAGUGUCCUCGGUGCCACCACCAGUGCUCCCCCUGAGCAGGACCAGGACACCUCAGUGGACCAGCCUGCUAAAACCAGUUUUGGACCAGUGGCUUUAAUUUAAUAUUUCUGCCCCUGCAUUCACUUUGACAGUAGAACUCUCUCAUUUUAGGUGUCUGAUCAGUGCAAACGAUAUCCAUGUGAUAGAUCCAGAGCUAGGAAGUGAAUUGAUGGUUUGUCUGUCCCCAGUGAGCUUCUGCAGAGAUCCCUGGCGGUGCCACAGCUCCACACGCUCCACUCUGCUGCAGCCGCUCCUCCUUUCCUCUGCCAUGGGCUCUUCCUCUGCUCACGGAGGCCGUACCUUGUUUAUACCAGUGAAGAGAUUUGUAUUCUAAUCCAGUUCCAUUUUCUGUUUCUGGAGAACACAGCUCUACUGUACACUUCGCAGGGGUCAGUGGAAAAUGCCAAAAAGCACAACAGGUCUUUUUUUUUUUGUGAUGCUUCAUUUCUACAUUAAACAAGAGUACAACCAGAAACCGAUUCCUCACGUUACUUUACGAAGCAGAGCUCGGCUGUACAGACCCUCUGAGAAUGCCUCUCACGAGCUUGUCUUAAUUCUUCUUCUCUUGGGGGCUGCGUGCUUGUGUGGGGUCAGGUGUUGCUCUGGGCUUUGUUCCGUUUCCUAUCGUUGGGUGACAUUUGGAAGUCUGUGUAACACAAACUAGAAGCGACUCGCUGCCGUUACCUCAGCUCUGCCAGCGGCACCAGCAGUGCCCUGGGUCUGGCAUUCUGUGGAUUCUGUCAGUUUGGGGGUUCUCUCCCCUUCUUUUCAGGAUUUGUACCUUGGCCAGUCGCAGCUGGGGCUCGGCCAGCUCUUCUUGUGGGAUUGGGAGUUUUGUUUGGGGUCUGGAUUCUCAUUGGUUUAUGGGGUUUGUGGCAGGGAAAGGUGCUGGAUGAUCUUCAGGGAAGAAAUAGAGGUUUUGGAGGUGACUUAGAGCUUAAUGGCUCUUCCAAGAAAUGAAAUUUUACAGGCCAAUAGUUCAUAUUCUGGUGCCUUCAAGUGUUUUUUUGGGGGGGAAAGGCUGAGUAAUAUCAACUUUAAAAUGCAAUGAUAUAAUUAGUGAAUGCAGAUUAAUGAUUGCAUACUUAGAAUAUCUUUACUGAGGUGAAAAGAAGUAUUUGCAUAAACCCCCCUGUGGUAUUAGGACUUAACUGCAGUGUGUCUGCAGCAGCUGCUCAGUGAAAAUCCAACUUAGUUAUGUGUGGAUUUAAAAUGUGAUUUAUUUAUAGCAGUUUUUGUUUAUGACUGUGUAGGAGCUACAGACAAAUUCAGCUAUACAAGGUAAAACCUUCUUCUCCCUGAAUGCCCAUGGCACUGACAAGUUAAAAAAUUCUUAUGAGUUCUUAAGUCCUGUUAAAAGUUAUUUAAAGUUAAACAAAAUACAGAACAGUGUCAGAACUUGGGCAGGAAAGCAGCUUAAAGUUGUCCUAAAGAACCUGAGUGAUUCUGUACUGCAGAAGUGUUAAAUGUCCCAGCUGGGUACGUGGGUUUACCCUGGCGUGGGCUGGAGAUCCUUUAUCCACUCCGUGCUCCCAGUCUUGGGUCUCCAGCUUUCGGCUAAGAAAUCCCAAAGGUCUCGAGGUUGUGUUUGGGAUGAGGAGCAUUAUUUGAGUGACACCAGCCUGUGGCCUGCACUGACACUGCUCUUGUUCCAGCCCUGCUUGUGUCCCUGGUCAUGGUUUGCCUUCAGGGCAGCCUGGGGAGGAGCCGUGCCUGGUACCCAAAGGCCUCCCUGCAGUGUCUGUGGGUGGCUGCAGUCUCAGCUCUGGGGGCUGUUCCUGUGUUCUUUCCUCAGCUGCUCCAUCAGCAGCGUCGCCUGGGCUGGGAGGGAGGAAGGUCCUAAAGCUGCCUGGGAAUUCCUUUGGUAGAGGGCUUGGCCCGGGGGCUGUUGUGAUCCUUGAGGGCUCCAGUGCCUGCAGGGAAUCCUGGCUGGGGCUGAGCUGCUCCUGCAGCGCCCCUGCAGCUCCAUGCUGCCAGGGUGGCUCUGGCUGACCAUGGACACUGCUGGAGCCUGGGGGGUUGGCAGGGCCUGGCUCUGCUGCCCCUGCUCAGGACCUGCUUUGGGGCUGGGGCAGCACAGAACUGACCCUGAGGGGCUUUGGUUCUGUGUUGGCACCUGGAGCCUGUCUGGGAUGCUGUGCUGCUGCUCUUUGUGGUGCUCUCUCUGCUCUUACGGUUUGUUUGAUGCUUUUGAGGAGUGGGAAGCUGCUGGGAUGGUGCCAGAGGCAGGUAAAGGAUCAGUUGGGGUGGAUCUUGUAGCUUAGCUCCAGUCCUGCCCCGGGCAGAGCUGAGAGCAGCGGCUGCAGUCCCCUCUGUUCUCCCCCUGUGGGGUUUUCCAGCACCCCGUGGUUCCCCUCUCCCCUCCUGCCGUAGCACAGCCGGGUCAGUACCGGGGUGGGGGCCUGGCACGGUGGAACAUCCAUCCAGGAAUUGAUGGUUUGCGUUUCUAGGCGCACAACACACCCACGCGGGGCUGUUGGGGGCUGGCAGUGAAAGGGGAGACCUGGGAGUGGAAAUCCUGUGAAAUGCAUCUUUUCUGUGAAGGUGAGUAAAGGAAUCACUCCAGAGCCACUGGGUGCAAGGGGUGAGCACAGGUGUCACCUUAAGGUAAAUUAUUUUCACUAUUGAUCAAGUUAAACCCUCAAUAUUUUAUUUUCAGUGCGACAUUGUUUGGAUCACUGAGGGGGGAGUUUGCUCGGGCUGCCGCUGCUGCUUCUCAUGGUACAAAAUGCACAUUGAAGUUCAUUCCCUUUUUCAGUCCCAAGUGUGGGAGCGCACAGUAAGGAAAACUGCCCGUGUUUUGGCACGGUUGGCAGAACCUCCCUGGGGUGAUGUGGAUGGGCUGGACUCGGGCUGGCAGCGCGGGGCAGGUGCUGCUGGGCCCAACCUGUCAGCAGAUCCUUCCUUCUGCUGCCUCUGCAGAACAUGAUUUUACCUGGAAGUCCUCGUUCCCUUCUAAGAAAACUCCUGGCCAGUGUCAGUUCAAAGCUGCCUCUGCGCUCUGGGGUGUGUUUGACACUCCUUGUGCCACUGGGCCUCGGGAGCGCUGCGGGGAGAAGUGGGGAAAAUUCCUUUAUCUAGAAAUGAACUCCAAUACCUACAAAGAAUUGGCAGCACUGGGAAUCUUUUGUCCCUAAGUCUCAGGAACGUUUUGGGCAGUGACACAGGUGUCCCUGGGUGGUGUAAAGUGUGUGCUCUAGGGUCUUGUAUUCCACUACUCCUUGCAAUCCUCGGUAUCUAUAGCAUGAGUGGCCUUAGUGAGUUUGUUGAAGUGCACAUUUUUUUUUUUCUUUUCAAAAGUAAAUUUUAAGAUGGAAAAGAUAUAUACUAUAUAAAUAUAUAGAGAUAUUUAGAAACUUGGUUUGUGGUGCACCAGUUCAGUGUUGGAUCGCUAAAUACUCGUCGCAGGUACCAUAUGUGUAACUUUUCUUUUCUGUAUAUUCCUUUCUGGGAAGCAAUGUUGCCAUGGUAACUACAACUUUACAAUUUCUUUACUACUUAAUGAUGUGAAUGAAUUCUACAUUUUAUUGAAUAUUACCAGGUUCAGUACUAUUUUUAUACUUUAUUGAACUACAGGGGAUUUUAAUUUAAUAGCAUUAAAAAAAAAGAAAAAAAGAUGUUGCUUGAACUGUAUAACUGUAUAAAUUGAACUACUUACACAAACCCACCUCUAAACCAGAAUCUCCACCUGUAGUGCCACGUUCAUUUCUAUGAAAGCAUCUUGCUCAUUACUAGACCCUGCAGCCCCUCUCCCUGUGGUGUCAGGACAAAGGUUUCGUACCCCACUUCUCCCCGCCAUCCUUUGUGCCCACGGAGCCAUCCUAUGUUUGUAACCAGCAUUGUGAUAUUCUGUAACUGUAUUGCUCAGAUGAAAUAUUGACCUAAUAAAUAGAGUGUUCCCGCA